Lycium barbarum (goji berry) is the source of this 2110-nucleotide messenger RNA. RefSeq names its product ABSCISIC ACID-INSENSITIVE 5-like protein 2. Lineage: Eukaryota; Viridiplantae; Streptophyta; Magnoliopsida; Solanales; Solanaceae. The transcript is spliced from 5 exons. Bases 801 to 1769 code for a protein of 322 amino acids. Gene Ontology annotation, molecular function: DNA-binding transcription factor activity. Gene Ontology annotation, biological process: positive regulation of DNA-templated transcription. The record is from RefSeq and is a predicted model, not a curated record. Gene Ontology annotation, cellular component: nucleus.
CUUAGUACUCAUUUAUUCCUAAAUCCUAACCCACUCAGGGGUGAAUGUAUUGUCCAAAUUAUGGUGCACGUAAAUUCAUAAUCUUUUUGCAAAACUAAACUGCAGCAUUAAUUUAUUAAUGCUAGAGUACCUGGUAAUCACUGAAUGGUUUACAACUUCUUUUUGGUUGUGUCUGACCAAAAAGAGGACAAAAAAGGUUGCAUGUUAGCUCUCAGGUGUAACAGAAGCUCUAAAACUGUUGAUAAAUAAAGCCAAAAACUUUACAAGAAAAAGGGGGCCAGUGAUAAAUUGUACUAGUGCAGUUGAUGAAACCAAGGGCUGAUUUUUCUUGAAUUUCUUCUCUGUUUCUGGGUUUUUGUUCUCUUGUGGGUGAAUGUUGCUGCAUGCAAGCUAAUGGAUUCUGACUGAUUCUUCCAUUUACUGGGAGUGAUAAAUUUUCUUUUUUUCUGUGGGGUUCUCGUGGAACAAAUGUCCUUCGUUGUGAAUCAUUGGGCUUUGCACAUUUUCAAGAUUAGAACUUUAGUUCUUUUUGCAGUGAAUAAAGGGUUUUGAAAUUGAUUCCUGGAUUGGUUGAUUGCUUGUUGUGAAUCAUUGGGCUUUGUGAACUUCGUUCUUCUUAAGGUGAAUAAAGGGGUUUGAAAUUGAUUUCUGGAUUGGUUGAUUGCUAGCUGUGAAUCAUGGGGCUUUGCAUUUCAAGAUUAGGACUUUAGCUUUUGGUGUGGUGAAUAGAGGGGUUUGAAAUUGAUUUCUGGAUUGGUUGAUUGAUCAGUUGAGUGGGAGUAUAUAUUAAGUACUGGUGAAUGGUAACUCGUGGGAUGGGAUCUCAGGGGGGUGGUGGGGGUGUAAAAGAAGCAAAGCCAAAUGCUUUGGCUAGGCAAGGAUCACUGUACAAGCUCACUCUUGAUGAAGUUCGAAAUCAAUUGGGGAAUUGUGGGAAACCACUCAAUAGCAUGAAUCUUGAUGAGUUUGUUAAAACUGUAUGGACUAUUGAGGCUAGCCAAGAACUAGGGGGAAAUGAUUACGUGGCAGUGGAGCACGGGGCUUCUCUGCAGCGACAAUCAAGCAUUACUAUGUCCAGGGAUCUCAGCAAGAAGACUGUCGAUGAGGUGUGGCAAGAUAUUCAGCAGGGGGUAAAAAUAGAUAGCGUUGAUAAGAGAAGCCAGGAGAGGCAACUUACUUUAGGUGAGAUAACUCUGGAGGAUUUCUUGGUCAAGGCUGGAGUUAUUGCUGAAUCGACCCAAGGCAAGAGAAUUUCUGGUUUAGUUUCAGGGGUUGAUUCAAUGUCGUUGACGCAACAAGCUCAGUGGCCACAUUAUCAAACCCCGCCAAUGCAUCAGGCACCAGAACAGCAGCAGAAUAUUCUACCAGCUUUUAUGCCAGGCCAUCCAGUUCAACAGCCUUUACCUCUUGUUGCUAACCCAAUUAUCGAUGCACCUUAUCAUGAAACUCAGGUGGCUAUGUCUCCAUCGCAUUUAAUGGGAACAUUAUCAGACACACAAACAUCUGGAAGAAAGCGAGUUGCUCCAGAUGAUGUGAUCGAAAAGGGUGUCGAAAGGAGGCAGAAGAGGAUGAUUAAAAAUAGGGAAUCUGCAGCUCGGUCACGAGCAAGAAAGCAGGCUUACACCCAGGAAUUAGAGAACAAGGUUUCACGGCUUGAAGAGGAGAAUGAAAGACUUAAGCGACAGAAGGAGAUUGAGAAUAUUUUACCAAGUGUUCCACCUCCAGAGCCUAAGUAUCAGCUCCGCAGAACAAGUUCAGGCCCUAUCUGAGAUAACUUCAUGUAUAUGAAUGGUGCUUUUUAAUGUCAUUGAAAAUUUCAACAGCUACUAGUGCUUCUUUCUCAACAUACUUGUUCAGGAGACUGCCUUGGUAACCUCUCCAAGUGAUUCAUAGUCGAUGUGUACUCCCCCUCAUAUGUAAUGUGUCCUUGUAUGUGAAGUUUAAUAGUUUGGGAACUGAAAACAUGGUUUUGGUAGUUUUUUUUCACAGUUUAUGUGUCUAGAAAAUGAGAGACAUAUAUAGUUUAGGGUCAUCGUUUAGUAGAUACGAAGGCCAUAAAACAGCCUGGACUCGGUCUCCGUUUAAGAAUCAAGUGACUCAUUUUCUUCUU